Brassica rapa (field mustard) is the source of this 3042-nucleotide messenger RNA. RefSeq names its product pre-rRNA-processing protein TSR1 homolog. Gene Ontology annotation, biological process: ribosome biogenesis; endonucleolytic cleavage of tricistronic rRNA transcript (SSU-rRNA, 5.8S rRNA, LSU-rRNA); maturation of SSU-rRNA from tricistronic rRNA transcript (SSU-rRNA, 5.8S rRNA, LSU-rRNA). Gene Ontology annotation, cellular component: nucleus; preribosome, small subunit precursor. The record is from RefSeq and is a predicted model, not a curated record. Gene Ontology annotation, molecular function: GTP binding; U3 snoRNA binding; GTPase activity. NCBI's taxonomy places the organism in Eukaryota, Viridiplantae, Streptophyta, Magnoliopsida, Brassicales, Brassicaceae.
UUUUUCCAGCAAUUCAACAACAAAUCUGAGACCUGCCUUUUUUUUGUUCUUAAGCUAACACAAAUUCAUUGGAUUUGUGUAUUUGCCAUUGUCAAGAAAAAUCUCACUUUUAAUAAAAUAAACGCAAAAAUAUAUCCCCAUUUUUUAUUCAUUUGUGAAACACCACAAAAUCUUACAAUAAUUCAGAAGGACAUAAAAUGUAAGAUUUCAUUUGCUUGGGCAGAGAUGUUGACUCAUUUAGUUCCAUAUCAUAGGUUAAGCUCUUUUGAAAGACAAAUGUCCAAUGGGUUAGUGUAAUCCUCAAUGGGUUUCAUGUAAUCCCUUUUUGGGCCAAAAAGAGGACCCGAUAACAAAAACCCUGAGGAACAAGAAACAGAAGAUUUUAUUAUUUAUUAUUAGGGUUUAAACGUUAAACAGAAGUUACAGAACACUCUCCUCCUCCUCUCGUUGCAGUCACCAUGGGGCGCUCUGGAGUUCAAGUCAAUAAGGCUCACAAGACUCGUGUCUCCUCUAAGUCUUCUCGCAAUCUCCACAAAACCUCCCUCCAAGAUAGAGGCCGGAUUGGUAAACCGGAGGGUAACCAUGUUAAAGGCGCUAAAGCUGCUCGUCUUCAGCGUGCCAAGAUGGUUAGAGAGCAGAAAAGAGCAGCGGUUUUGAAGGAGAAGAGGGAAUCAGGAGGCUUAUCCAGUGCUCCUCGAGUUAUCGUCUUGUUUCCUCUCUCUGCUUCCGUGGAUUUGAAUUCACUUGGUGAAGAUGUUUUAAAGCUGUUAUCUACUGAUGGUGAUGUCACUUCUUCUUCAACAGUUGCAUCAUCUGAGCAUAAGCUACGAACAACAGUGUUGAAGGCGCCUCAUGGGGAUCUUCUGACAUGCAUGGAAAUGGCCAAGGUUGCUGAUCUGAUCGCUUUUGUUGCAUCUGCAAACGAGGAUAUCUCUAGCUUGAUAGAUUCAUUCGGAAGUCAGUGUCUUUCUGUGCUUAGAUCAAUUGGUCUGCCAAGUACCGCUGUGUUGAUACGUGACUUACCCAGUGAGUUGAAAAAGAAAAAUAAGCUGAAAAAGAUGUGUGCCUCUCGGCUUGCUUCUGAAUUUCCUAAGGAUUGUAAUUUUGAUCCAGCAGACACCACAGAUGAGUUGCAUCAGUUCAUGGGAUUAUUGAAGGCACAAAGGCUUUCUGUACCUCACUGGCGGAAGCAACGACCUUAUGUUAUGGCUCAGAAGGUUGGGAUGCUGGUGGAUGAUACAACCCCAGGAAAGUGCACUCUACUUCUCUCCGGUUACUUGCGUGCUCGUAAACUAUCAGUAAAUCAGCUGGUCCAUGUUACUGGCGUUGGUGAUUUUCAGCUCUCAAAAGUUGAAGUCCUGAAGGACCCAUUUCCAUUAUUAAAUGAAAGGAGAAAACAGAAUUCCAUGGAAUUGGAUGAUUCACAUGAUGAAGAGGUAUUGAGGUCUCUGGUUCCUGAUCCCAUGAAACAAGAGCCUUUAGUAACUGAAAACACUCCAGAUCCAUUAGAAGGGGAACAGACAUGGCCAACUGAGGCAGAGAUGGCUGAGGCUGACAGAAAUCAGAAACAGGGAAAGCCAAAGAAGAGGAGUUUGCCACGAGGGACUUCAGAAUAUCAGGCUGCUUGGAUUAUUGAUGAGAUAGAUGAAGAGGAUUCUGAUAAUGGUGAUUCCUAUGACGAUCGUAUGGUGUUGGAUAGAGGAGAGGAUCACUAUUCCAAUCAAGACCAAGAUUUUGAGGAUGAUAAAGAAACACUGUACGUGCAGGAUAUGGAUAAUGAAACUCAUAAUGACUCGGAGAUGAUGGACGAUGAAACCUUGACAAGAGAACAAUAUGAGGAUCAAAUCAAGAAAAUCAAAGAGGCACAUGCUGAGGAUGAGGAAUUUCCAGAUGAGGUGGAGACUCCCAUUGAUCAGCCUGCAAGAAAACGUUUUGCAAAGUACAGGGGUCUCAAAUCCUUCAGAACCUCCCCGUGGGAUCCAAAUGAGUCUCUACCUCAGGACUAUGCCAGAAUCUUUGCUUUUGAUAACGUCGCUAGGACUCAAAAGCUUGUGCUCAAGCAAGCCCUGAAGAUGGAAGAAGAAGAAGAAGAAAGCAGAGAUGAUUGUGUACCAACUGGGUCAUAUGUACGGCUGCAUAUUAAGGAAGUGCCUCUUGUUGCUGCCUCUAAACUAUCCUCCAUUGUUAGCACGAAACCCAUUAUAGCAUUUGGGCUUUUGCAACAUGAAUCCAAGAUGUCGGUUCUGCGCUUUAGCUUAAAGAAGUAUGAUGGUUACGAAGAUCCUAUUAAAACAAAAGAGGAGCUAAUGUUCCAUGUUGGUUUCCGUCAGUUCGUUGCAAGGCCAGUAUUUUCAACCGACAAUAUCAGUUUAGACAAACAAGUGAUGGAGAGGUUUCUGCAUCCAGGCCGUUUCUCAUUGGCUUCAGUAUACGGCCCAAUAUCCUUCCCAUCCCUUCCUUUGGUUGUUCUGAAGAUUUCUGACGCUGAUGCUCCUGCUUUUGCUGCCUUUGGUUCCUUGAAAAGCAUUGAACCCAGCAAAAUAGUUUUAAAGAAGAUAAUAUUAACUGGGUAUCCUCAGAGAGUAUCAAAAAUGAAAGCAUCAGUAAGAUAUAUGUUCCAUAAACCUGAAGACGUUAGAUGGUUUAAGCCUGUAGAAGUGUGGACAAAAUGUGGACGGGUUGAGUUUGUCUUUCUAGAAUCUUUGCUUAUUCAUGUGGACUUUGCCACAGGGGCAAUGAAAUGCAUAUUCAAUGGAGUGGUUCAGCAACAUGACGUUGUGUGCAUGAACUUAUACAAGCGUGCUUAUCCCAAAUGGCCCGAGCGUAUGUACCCGCAGCUUCUGUGAUUCUAAUUAAUAGAUAUGAAGUUGUUGAUGUUGUCAAGUUUCUUUGAAUUCAAAUUCUUACUUUUGAUAACUUUAUGGACCUGGUUUUGUGAAGUCCUCCGGUUUUGUCAUGUAUGUGUUAAAUAUAAGGAGGCAGUAGAAAAGCUAAGUGACCCAGUUAAAACUUACUUCACAGACAUAACACAGCUUGAAGCUC